GAAACCAAUCAGAUAGAGAGCCCCAUCGGCUCGGGCUGCCUGCAUGCUGGAGUUAAAAAGUGCUGCUGGCCGAGCGGGAGACUUAGUGCGAGGCGGGGAGGCUGAGCGGUGGAAGAAGGGGCUGGGGAGCCGCACCGCCGACCCGGGUGAGGCUCGGCCACGCCGCCCCUGCGUGCCGAACUCCUUUGGGACUGCAAAGACUAUUUCAAGAAGGAAGACGGCAUGACAUUGGAUUCAGUGCAGUAAAGUAGGUUAGUUUGAGAACAAGACAAAAAGUCAUUAUUUGGACUUCCUUGUGUUGCCAUGAUGAGAACUUACCAUUGCUUCUGGCUACUGUUUUGGGCUAGUCAGCCCCACCAAAGCUUCUUAACUCCGUUAUCCAAAAGGACUAGUGGCUUUCCAGAAAAGGAAAAGGUUUUGGUAUUGUCUGGAAACAGCAGGCAAGACCUCCAUCGUUCCAAAAGGAGCUGGAUGUGGAAUCAGUUCUUUUUAUUGGAGGAAUACACAGGAACUGACUACCAGUAUGUUGGCAAGCUGCAUUCAGACCAGGAUAAAGGAGAUGGAUCACUUAAAUACAUCCUUUCUGGAGAUGGAGCAGGAGACCUCUUCAUUAUCAACGAAAACACUGGUGACAUCCAGGCUACAAAGAGACUAGACAGGGAAGAAAAGCCGGUAUACAUACUCCGUGCCCAGGCUGUAAACAGAAGGACUGGAAGACCAGUGGAACCAGAAUCUGAGUUCAUCAUUAAGAUCCAUGAUAUCAAUGACAAUGAGCCAAUGUUUACAAAGGAUGUUUACAAUGCCAGCAUUCCUGAAAUGUCAGAUGUUGGUACCUUUGUUGUGCAGGUCACCGCAACUGAUGCUGAUGAUCCUACAUAUGGGAACAGUGCUAAAGUUGUCUACAGCAUUCUCCAGGGACAACCAUAUUUCUCUGUCGAAUCUGAAACAGGCAUUAUUAAAACUGCUUUGCUAAACAUGGACCGUGAAAAUAGAGAGCAGUACCAAGUGGUCAUCCAGGCUAAAGACAUGGGAGGCCAGAUGGGCGGAUUAUCGGGAACCACCACUGUGAACAUCACGUUGACGGACGUAAAUGACAAUCCACCUCGCUUCCCCCAGAGCACAUAUCAAUUCAGAGCUCCUGAGUCUAUGCCACUAGACUCACCAGUUGGCAGGAUAAAAGCCAAUGAUGCUGACAUGGAUGAAAAUGCAGAGAUUGAAUACAGCAUCACUGAGGGGGAUGGAUAUGACGUGUUUGGAAUUACCACAGACAAGGACACACAGGAAGGAAUUAUAACUGUGAAAAAGGCAUUGGAUUUCGAAAAUAAAAACUUAUAUAUUCUCAAAGUGGAAGCUGCAAAUACUCAUGUAGACCCUCGAUUCCUGUACUUGGGGCCAUUCAAGGACUCAGCUACAGUCAGAAUUCAGGUGGAGGAUGUAGAUGAACCCCCUGUGUUCAGCAGACCAGCAUACAUAAUGGAAGUGAAAGAAGAUGUUCCAAUAAACAGUGUAAUAGGAACAGUAACUGCUCAGGAUCCAGAUGCUGCCAGGAACCCUGUCAAAUACUCUGUAGAUCGUCACACUGAUAUGGACAGAGUAUUCAACAUCAAUUCAGGAAAUGGUUCGAUAUUCACUUCAAAACCUCUUGACCGGGAAACAUUGCUGUGGCACAACAUUACAGUAAUAGCAGCAGAGAUCAACAACCCAAAACAAAGCAGCCGCGUUCCAGUGUUCAUUAAGGUUUUGGAUGUAAAUGACAACGCUCCAGAGUUUGCCAUGUUUUACGAAACCUUCGUCUGUGAAAAUGCAAAAGCAGAACAGCUGAUACAAACAUUAAGUGCUGUUGAUAAAGAUGACUCUUACAAUGGACAUCAGUUUUCAUUCUCCUUAGCUCCUGAGGCAGCCAGCAGCUCAAACUUUACACUACAGGACAACAGAGAUAACACAGCAGGGAUUUACACUCGAAAAACCAGAUAUAACCGGCAUGAAACGAGUACCUACUUCUUGCCAGUGGUAAUAUCAGACAAUGAUUACCCUAUCCAGAGCAGCACUGAAACAGUGACUAUUCGAGUAUGUGCUUGUGACCAUCGAGGCAAGAUGCUGUCCUGCAAUGCAGAAGCCUUGAUUCAUCCUACUGGUCUUAGCACUGGGGCUCUUAUUGCCAUUCUUCUCUGUAUCAUUAUAUUACUUGUUACAGUGGUGCUGUUUGCAGCACUGAGACGGCAGAGGAAAAAAGAGCCUUUGAUUAUUUCCAAAGAAGACAUCAGAGACAACAUUGUCAGUUAUAAUGAUGAAGGUGGUGGAGAGGAAGACACCCAGGCAUUUGAUAUUGGCACACUGAGAAAUCCUGAAGCCAUAGAUGAUAAUAAAUUGCGCAGAGACAUUGUGCCCGAAACACUUUUUAUACCACGGCGGACUGCAACAGCACGGGAUAACACGGAUGUCAGAGAUUUCAUUAACCAAAGGUUAAAGGAAAAUGAUACAGAUCCAACAGCCCCCCCAUAUGACUCGUUAGCAACCUACGCAUAUGAAGGUAAUGGUUCUGUGGCCGAGUCCCUCAGUUCCUUGGAGUCGGUGACUACAGACGGAGAUCAGGACUACGAUUACCUCAGUGACUGGGGACCUCGGUUUAAAAAGCUGGCAGAUAUGUAUGGUUCAAUGGACAGUGACAAAGACUCUUAAUAUGUUGCCUUUUUUUUUUUUCUUUCUUUUUAUUUCCUGUCCUCGUUUUCAGAAACAGCGUUGGGAUAUGUGAAGUGGCUAUUUCUUUCUAUUUCUCCACAGCUGUGUGAAAAGGGUUCUCUAUUCUACCCAUUUGAAUUGUCUAAUGACAGCAGUCUGUGUGGGUUAGCCAUCAGAAAACUUUCUCUAAUAUCAUUUUUUGAGCUUCCAAGAGGCAAAAUCCUUAUUUUUUAGUGCAUCCAGUUUACCAGGCUAGUCUUACAGGCACAGCAGUAGUGGAGGGGAAAGAAAGGAUCAGAUGGGGAGCAGUAUUUUUACUUGUUCUGCUUAUAUUGUAAAUUGGGAUAUAUUACUGUUUAAGCUCACUUGCUCUUCUUACUUGUAUUCAGACUAUUCAGCUCAGACAAUUGCUCUGUCGAUUGUGUAUUGCACAUCCCAUUGUAAUGAGGUACCCUAGUUUACCCUAUGUAUUAUAGUUAAAAGUAGUGGUGAUGGAACGAAGGUUUAUUAUACAAGUAAGAGUAAGCCAAGAAAAAACAUCAAACACGCAUUUUACUCAUGGAGGUGGUAGAAAGGCUUAAUGGUCAUUUAAACCUAAGUGUUUCUCUAGAACUUGACAUUGCCCCCAUUGCACUGAAUCAUACUAACACACACAUAUAUAUAGUUCAUUGACUUCUCUGUAUAUAUUCUUCUGACCUAGCAUUGCUGGAGAGAUGUGUGUGCGUGCACGUGUGUGUGGUCAGUAGCCCCAGUAUCUAAUUCUUAGAUGAUUUCCCAAUUCUAACCCAGACCUGCUUUGCAAUACAUGGAAAGUCAUCAAAUCCAACCACAGAUUAGGUCAUGACUUGGACAAAGGAACAGAUCAUAACUGUGCUUUUGUUUGCACUUCUUCAGUUGGCCUCCACCUGCACAUCAGUUCAGUGAUGGCCACUGCACUGGGGAGGUGGGAGUCAGGAUGUUCAUAUCCAGCUACUUCUGCCUGUUCUCAUGCGCAGAUGGGGAGGAGUGGCCUCAAAGUGACUGCCACCCACUAGAGCAAACAGAGCUAUUGCAGAGGAGGAAACAGUGUUUUUUUUGUCCUCACCUUCUCUACCUGGAUGCCCAGAGUGGAUUCCUGACUUGACUCUGCCCAGUUAUGCUAUCUGUAAAAUGGGGAAGUAAUGCCUACCUCAUCAGGAUGUUGCAAGAACCAUGUAAGUCAUUUGGAAAAUGCUUUAGAAAUGGAAAACGUUGGCAUUCUACUGGAGGAAGUAAAUUGUCAUGGGUUUGGGUUGUUUUCUUUUUUUUUUUUUCUUCCAGAUUCAAGCCCUGAAUGCACAGGGCUUGUGAGAAGUGAGAAUUAAUUGUCAUUCCAGUGGCCUGAAAAAGUAGGGUUUAUAACUAUAACUCAUUUUUUAAAGUAAACUACACAGCCAAGUUUGUUAAAGACUUCACCAAAAGGUAAAAUUUUAAUCACAAGUGUCACAUUAAAAGGGGCAGAAAAGAAGAAUUUUCAUAUUUUCAUAUUCAUAUUCUAUGUUCUAGAUGGUAGAGCAUAGUUCUGUAGUAAUUUAGUUUUAAGGUACUGUCAGCAGAAAAGUUGUAAUUGUAUUGCUGGUGGGAUCAUAGGUAAAAUUGGCUAGAUACCACCAGGAUUUAUUUUUUUUUAAAAUAUAUAUAUAUUUUUAAAUUAAUUGUAUUAUUCCAGAUCAUGUUUUGAAUUUUAAUAGGUAAGGUGUUUUUCCUUCACCUUUCUUUUAUGAUAGUAGUUGUUAUUGAUUGUAUCCAUCAGUGUGUCUGGCUGCGUCUUAGAGUCAAAGAGACAUUGGUUUGGAUGAUGCUAAAUGCAUCUGUGAUUGACUGAUGAUCUUUUUUUUCUUUUUUUUUUUUUAAUCAAUUCCCUCUCGUGAUAACAGAUUUGUUAAAGGCCAUUGAUUAGUUCCCAAAGUUAAAAGGGAAAAGUUGUAGAUGGUUGUUUCGAUUUACUUAGGUCAGUGGUAAUCGUAACCAGUUUAUUAAUAUAUUAAUAUUUGAGAGCUCAAGUUAUUAGAACUUUCAGUCCUGUUCUCAGGAUAUUAAUUGCAUUCCACAUAUAAGGUUGUCAGGGAUGGUGUAAUUGUAGAAAUACGAUUUUGUAUCAACAGCUUGACUCAUUUGAGAAUUGAAGGCCCAAGCUCACUUGAGAGUUGGGGUCUGUUUAAAGGUAUAUUUUAAAGUUACGUUAGUAUUCAUGCUUAAAAAAAGUAGGCGUAUCUAUUUUUUCGUUUUUAGUAUAGUUUACAACAAGGCGUAACACUGUUGUCAUGCAUUUAGAGCAUUAUUUUUAAUUUAGUAUCCUAUUGAGAUGAUGUUUUUGUUAAUUCCUUUUAGAGAUAGAAAGUGGUGAUUUCCAUUCUUCUUUGUGAUGGUCCAUUUCUGUUUACAAAAACUAGUUUAAGCAGAAGUAUACUUAGAAGUACGCAUUUUUUAAUUAUGAUCACCCCAUCACACAUAAAUUUUAUAAAAUUAAAUGAUAACUUUAUACCGUGUUUCUGUUAUAAACAAGAUGAAAGCAUAGGUUGUGUUAAAGUAAAAUUGUUUUUCCCCUUUUUUUUUUUCUUCAGUGGGUGAAUUGCUCUUAUCACAUUCUUUUAACAAUGAUUGAUUAGCAUAGAUAAGAGAAGUAAGGUAAAGUAAGAAGUACUUAGGAGAAUAUAAAUAUUUCAUUAAAAAUGGUUAUAGUUUUUUUAUUAUUAUUAUUUUAUUUUAUUUGCAGGUCUUUUUUGCAUUCUGUAGUUGUCUUUCCUUUUAGACAGGAAGAAAAAAUUAGUUAAAUCAUUUCAAUAAAUCCAGAGUCUCCUGAGGAAGACUUGGAAAAGUUAAUACAUAUUUAUAUAAUUUCAGACAUGCGUAAAUCCUGGUAUCUACUUCCAAGUUGAAUUGGUUGAAUUUUUAAAUUGAAAUAAAGUUAUAUAUUCAUGAGGUAAAAGUUUUUUCCACCCUAUUCUCAUAUUUAGUAAAGGGAAAAGACAAAGUAAACUUAUUAAAAUUUAAACUAACAAUACAUAAAAUGGUUUGUUUUAUAUAACUUGGUUAAUAGUUGGUCUUCCAACAAAUGGUUCUUGAUGAAAACACAAACAAAUUACAAGAAUUAAUAAACUAAUAAUCUAAGUAAUUAUUAAAAGUUUCAUCAGUCUCAGCCAGUUCUGAUUCACUUGUAGCUUGUUCCUAUAAAAAGAUGAGGUGAAAAUUUGACCUACUAUAAAUUAAUCAUUAAAAAAAACCAACCGAAGGAAUAAUUCAUCGAGUGUAGACUUAGUUUCUGUGUAUAUUACAAAAGUGAAAAGAAUUUAAGAGAAAUUUGCUGUCAGUCUCUUCGCUCAGUUGUCAGUGUGUGUGUUUGUGUUGCAUUCCUAGAGAAAGAGGAAAAGAAAAAAAGAAAAAAACAUAAGUCCCAAAGGGGUUUCUCUUGCAGGUUAUCACUUAAUGAGUCAGGUUGUUUAACGCAGUGGUUAAAAGUCAAGCACUGAUGUUUAAUUCUUUGCAAUAAAACAGCUAGGUAAGAAAAACAAAAGGAAGUAUAAGAUCACAUUGUUUUUGCUGAAGUAUGCUUUCUUUUUAUGCAUAUUCCUGUGAAACAGAAGGAAAGAAAAGAAAUAUGCUUGGUUCACUCUUGAACUAGUGAGGUUGGUUAGAAACAGGUGUUUAAGAUUAAGAAAAAAUUUCAACUUUGGCUUCACAAAGUGUUUGCCACUUAGUUUUGACAGUUUAGUCUCCGAGUUUGGGGGUGAAUCGCAUCUUUGAUCAGAGGGAGUCUGAUCUUUGAUCAGACUGCUUGUAAAGAUUCGACAAGAGUCACUGUUUGAGCUGGGUUUCUUUUAGGGUUUUUUACAGGCUUCUGCUUCUCACCCUGGAGCCAUGAGUUAGCUUUAUCAGUUUCAUAGGUAACACUUGUUCCAUUCAGUUUACUCCAGUGGCUGGAUGCUGUCUGGAAAGUCGAUGCAGCUUCUCAGCAUCCCACUGCCUUAGCAUUGACUGGAUUUCAAUCUCUCUUGAUUUAAGGUCAGAUUUUGAUAGUUUAAUAGCAGUCAAAAAAUUAGUAUGCAGUUUUUUGAAGCAAAAGGUAAUCCACAAUUUUGUCUUUACAUUUUUUUCCCAGACAGACAGGAAAAUUAACAAAGCCUGAGUGAGUGAUAAAAUUUUUUCUUUGAGAGUUGUUACCACCCCGUGAAUACCUAAGUAGGCUUGGUGUAUUUUAGUUGUUAAGUUCACGAUAUUAAGCACAGCAGCUGCUUGUAGAAAUGCGUUGGCACACAAGUGCCUGUAAUAGUUAAUAUUAAUUGGUUUUCUGAGUUCAUAUCAACUACGAAAAUUCUGUUUCACCCUGCAGAUGCAGAGUUUUUAAUCGCAAAGCUAAGAGCAAACAACCUAUUUAUUUAGGUGGAUUUUAGUAGCUUGGCAAACACUAACUUUAGUGAGUCUAACACUUUGUAUUUUUUUCUUUAAUGUAUGCACAUUCCACAGCUUUGUUUGAUUGCGUUUAACAGCAAGCAGUUUCGCUGGAAGGUUUUUUUUCUUUUUUAGCAUAUAACACCUCUUUUACCUGCAGCUCGUUUUGUCCGAAGUCUGCUGUAGCAAGUGAAAAUUUAAGGUUGUUCACUUCAGUUCUAAACGACUUGUUUAUAGCAGCAAGUUCAGAAACUGGAGUUUUCAGUUGUUCUCCUGUUUCCCCUCUUAUGGGUUAACAAUAACUUUAAUACUUGAUUUUCUGAUUUCAAAACCACAUAUUCAACGUCACUGAUCAGUUUAGAAGGAGGUAAAGUUUUAGAUUUUUGUUGUGCACAAAACACACUUUUUGUUCGAAUUGUAAUUCCAGUUUCUCUGUAUUUUCUUGCAUUUUUACCACCUCUAUUGGAGAGCAGGAAUCAUUGUGCAAAACACUACAUUCAUUUUCAUUAGAAUUACAGUUUUCUCUGGUUUUAUCAUAGCAAAUAUCUCCUUUCCAGAUUCCCAUAUCUGGAUGAGUUAUUGACUUUUGAGGCUGUUUGGCUCCAACAACCAAUUUGGUUGUUUGUUUUUCUAGCGGUUGUUUCUCUUUGCAGUUCACAAGCAGAGUUUAAGGUGGUCCAUGCAUUUCACAACUUUUCCUUUAGCUUUUUUAAACAUUUCAGUGCACUCUUUCUCCACUUGGGAAGAGGUAAAUCUGCAUUUUUGCAGAAGAAUAUUCAUGACACCCCACUUUCUUGGUACCAUUUUCUGUCACGUUAAAAGGGGCAGAAAAGAAGAAUCUUCUGUCCAACCUGUAUUAAUUUAGUUUUUAUCUAUCAGUGUCCUCCCUCCAGGAGAUCAAAGCCAUUUAAUGUCCAAAACAGUCUGGUAGUGUCUCACCUAAUGAGACCCUUUGCUAACAGAUUCGCUGAGACAGAUAGGACAUCUGAUACCUUUUAUAUAUAAGGACUGCACUUAAUAGAAGUAGAAAAUCCCUUCAGCAAAUUUCUCCUAUGAGUUAUUUCACCAUUGAGGAAACUGUCAGCAUCUAAGAAUGGACUCACUCUAACAGUUCAUAAAAUAACAUGUUUAUUAAUGCAAAUUUGUGAUAAUUUUUGGAGUUCGCUGUGUCUGGAAUAGGGUCUAACUACAAAAAAACACACUUAAAACUAUGUAGUAAUAAUAGCAAUGCAAAGCAUAGGCGCAGACGCUAAAGCAAAAGCAACUUACAAAUAAGUAAGAACUUAAAAAGAGUAAGUAAAGCAAAAAACUUAAGUACACACUAUAAAGCAAAAGCAACUUACAACAAAGUAAUAAGGAAAAAUUUUAAAGUACUAUGGAGCAAAAGUAAAAUUAGUAUAUAUGUAUAAAGCAAUCGUUCACCCCAAGGCAUCCCGAGAAGAUGGAGGAAGAAGAGGUAGCCCAUAGGUUACCUCCGCAGAGUUCAUGGAACUUCUCCAUGAUUUUUGCUUGCAUCCAAUCUUUUUUUAUACCUUUUUUCUUUAGGCAGUUUGAGUGGCUAUAGUCAGUAAACUAAUUUUGGGGUGAUAGACAGAUGAAAUAAGCCCAAAGGUCCACUUCCUGAGUUCCCAGCAGGCAGGAUGUGCUUGAAAAAAGGCCAUGUUAUCUCCAUACCGUAUCACUCCUUUCUUCAUUUUAAUCCUUUUAUCAGUUUCUGGGAAUGUCUCCCCAAGUGCUGGAGUUUUCCAAGAAUCCAUCAGGAGGGUUUUUUCUUCUUUUGUGUGGCCUUACCUACCACCUUAGAACAAGUCUCUGUGUGUAUGUUUAUCUCCUUUGCCAAGCUAAGUAAUUUUUGUCCAUGGUGGGGGGAGACACCAUAAUCUUAGACCAGAACUGUUUUCAUGAUAGCUUGCUCACCACUCAGAAUUUCAGUUGAUUUGUGAAAUGUUUAAUGGCCUUGCUCUUCAAAUUCAGCCUUCUAGGAGAGACUGUCUGGAGAAAAUCCUAAGGUACUGCCAUGGGGCAUAUCCAAUUUCCAGGAGCUAAAAGCGACCCUGUGUCCCAAAGUAGGGAACCAGCCCAUGGCUCAGUGUCAAGGAAAGAAGGAAUUAAUUUUUUUUUAAUAUACCUCAUAGAUAACUAUUCUCAUUUAUUUAAUUUUGAAACAGUAUUUAAUACCAGAAUUACAGGAAUGGAUCUAUUCCCCCUCUGCCAGACCUUAAGUGAAUCAGUCUGAAAACUAAACAGCUCCAAUUUACUCCAAAAAUAAAGAGAAAUGAGAAAAAAGUUAAUAAACAGAAAAUAAAGAGGGAUUAAAAAUUAAUCUCUGGUAUUCAUUACUCCUAGUGAGUUAAAGAGAGCAGUAAGAGUCCCAAGUACUAGACUUUUACAACCACAAUGAUGUAACUUCAGGUUUUGCAAACCAGCUCACAUGGAAGAGAAUGAGCCGGCCAUGCUGCAGUGCCUGGCUGGGGCAAGAAGGGACUCCUUUGCAGUGGGGAGAACUGCACACCUAUGGGUGUAGGGCAGAUUAGCUAGUGGCUUGCAGAUGCCCAACAUGAUAGAUUGGAUGGGUUUACAGAGCCGAAGAGCCCAGAUUUUCCAAGGGUCCUGAGCCCCCAGCCUCCCUGAGGCAGGCCUCUCACAAUGUUUUAAGUCCAUCAGUUCCCAACUCCAUUGCUUAGAGGGCCUGAGCCCAUUGCACCCAUCAUGAUGGUAAUGGUACAGCUAGACACUUAUUAUGUCCUCCUGAGGGCCCCUAAGUAAUUUAAGAUGAUAAAAGCCUUUGAAAGCCUAGCAUUUCAUGGCUUCCAUGAAAUCAGAGCUUCUAGGAAGCAAUCUGUCCAAAAGCUGGCUCUGACAGACAGGAGAGACCAUCUGGAUUUCAGAUAUGUGGAGGAGCAGCAGAUGCUCAGCACCACCUGCCAGAAGUCCCUCACUUCUGGCUGCUCCCCUCAUACAAUCAGGGGGGCCAGCCUAUCCCUCCAGGGGCUCCUAAACGUGCGCCUCUCUCACCCUUCACUGUGGGGUUGCCUCCAGCAAAUAACCUCAAGCUUGGAGCUCACUGGAUGCCCAAAGCGAGCCAGUGAACUGUCCUUUCCUCUCCUUCAGCCCCGAGGAAACAGAUUGUGUGUGGAGGGGAUGGCAGAGGUGGCUGUGAAACUGUGCAGGUGUUCAGCCCUGUGAGCCACCCCCAGCUCACCGGGAAGAGGGAAUCACUGGCGCUUUACUGAAGACAGACCCUGUGCCCUGAAGGGGCUGGGCCACUCUGCAGGUCAGCCUGCAUUAGUCACUUCUAGGGAUGGGUUAACAAGACAGAAGGAUAACUUGUAACUACUUUCCUACCUUUGUACAGUGCUUUUGUCUGAUUUAGUGAUUGUUAGUAGCAGUCCAAGCGCGAGUUUUGGAUUGGUUUGAUUUCUUUCCUUUUAAUUCAAAGCUGAUUAUUUCUUGUCCAUUGAGUGACACAGUAAAUAAUAGAGAAUGGCUACUCAUGCCUGUUAUGUAAAUAUAUAUAUAAAAUUAUGUUAUGUCACCACAAAUAGGGUACCUGAAUAGCAAAUGCAUUCUUCUAAGAAAAUUUGAGGCAAACUUGCAUCCACAUUAUUAUUUAUGCAUCUAGGUUUUAAGAUCUAUUUUUUUUCCUGCAAAUUACACAAAUUUAGCAUCUCUCACACAGCAGGAAGAGUUCAGUUCUUCCUUUUCUUCUUGCUUGGCAGUACCACAAAGUGCAAUUUAUAAAAUCAGUAUUGCAUAUUAAAUAUUGAAAGUGCCAUAUUGCAGUGAAUACAAAACUUUGCAGUAGAAUUUCUUUGCACUUUAUUGCAUGGCAGCGUGCUAGAUGAUAGAAAUUAAUAUUUAACAAUGCUUUCACACAGUGCUACAGUUGUCAUUUACAGAUAAACAAGUGUUGGACUAUGGGCUAUGAAGUGGGUUUCAAGGCUGUUUUAAGCCUGCUCUUCUUACAACCACACCUAUUUAAGAAGAAAUAAUAUUAUUAGGAAGUUUAGCUAAGCCAGGUAGAGAGAUGGCAAUGCAGUUGCCUUUUAAUUUGGAAAAGCAUCUGACCUAACAGCAGGAGACCUAUUAAAAGAUGCCACGGAAUUCAGUGGAGUCAGGAUGAAACAGGGACCUGGGAGACUAUUCCAGCUGUGCUAGUGCAGAACAGUAGUAUCUCUACACUUGGAAUAAGGUUUCUACUGUAGCUUUUUCAUCCCAACUCCCAAAAGAGUCAGUUUAUCUCAGAAAAAUGGGGGGAGGUGGUGUUUUUGUUUUGUGUUUGUUUGAUUAUUUCAGGUUAAACCCAAUUAUAUCCCACAGCAGCACUGAUAUGGGGAGACAUAGCAGCCCAUGCCUCCAAUACAGUCGUGCCAGGACAUCUUUCUAUGUAGACAAGUGCAUGGAAGAAAGAUGAGGCAAACACUUGCAGAAAGCUCUGCACAAGGGAAUUUGGGUGUUUCUACAGGGCUCUACCAAUGGGAUGUGUUCCCAAACCUGACAUAGAUGGAGUUGUGUCUAACCGUGAGAAAAAAAGUUGUCUCUAUUUUUGAGUUAUUUCUGGUAAAAAAAUUGCUGGCAAAGGUACCUAGUAGAAAAAGAACACUUCACCUGUACCAACACCAAUAUUUGCUAAAUUUUUCCUCAGAAAAAGAUAUAUUUUUCUGGUCUUAAUUCGUUCUAUGGACAGGUAUUUCUUAUCUGUUAAAUGUGAAUGGGAGAGGCAACCUUCAAAUAAUACACUUUUGGAAGUAGCAGGACACAUGACAUCACAAGAAUCCCACAAAACCAAGUAACUGAACAUCUGCAGUACCAUAAAAA
This is a messenger RNA of Chiroxiphia lanceolata (lance-tailed manakin), 11904 nucleotides long. RefSeq names its product cadherin-6. The record is from RefSeq and is a predicted model, not a curated record. NCBI's taxonomy places the organism in Eukaryota, Metazoa, Chordata, Aves, Passeriformes, Pipridae. The transcript is spliced from 12 exons. Gene Ontology annotation, biological process: homophilic cell-cell adhesion; adherens junction organization; calcium-dependent cell-cell adhesion. Gene Ontology annotation, molecular function: calcium ion binding; cadherin binding. Bases 304 to 2679 code for a protein of 791 amino acids. Gene Ontology annotation, cellular component: plasma membrane; adherens junction; catenin complex.